GCGCAGCAGCCUCGCUCUGGCGCGAGGCCUCCAUUCCCAUUGGACACCCACAGCGUUCCACUUCUUUGCACGUAGGGAACGCAGGACGCAAACGGCUCGACCACGCGUUCCCUUGUCUCGCGCUCUCCCCUUCCUCCCCCCCAGCCCCCAAAGAGGAGGAGGAGGAGGAGGAAGGGGGAUUUGGCGUCGCGCGCUUUCCCGGGGGCUGACUGGUGGAGCGCGCUGGCUCUCACGCUCUCCCCCUCCCGGCACACGCGUUCUGAUUGGCCGCGGCCACCGUUCUUCGGGGACGGUUUAACUGCAGCAGCCCGGCAGCGAGGCUCAGGGAGAAAACAAAACAAAGGAGCCUAGCGGCGCGGGAUGCCUCGGCCACCUCUCGGGCCCGAGGGGAGGAGACUCGGGCCCGGCCCCCGGCUCCCCUGAUGACCCUGGGCGCUCCAGCCGCCGCUGCCGCGGGGAGGACGCCCCUGAGCCUGGGGAGGGGGACGGACCCCCCCCCCCCCCGGCGCACGCAGAGCCACCACCUGAGCGGGGCAUGAGGGGCCACUGACACUAGACCCGCCCCUGGCCCCAGCGACGGAGGCUGCUCCUUCCCCGCGCCAAGCCAGCCCCCCGCGGAGGGAGGGAAGGGGGGGGCCCACAGCUGCGCGGAGCCCGCGGGGGUCCGGCCCGGGCAGGCGAGCCGCCGGUGAGUACCCAGCCCGCGCAGCGAGCCCGGCAACCUCUCCCCCAACCCGAGGGACCCGCCACCGCCGCCCCGGUCCGUAGCCAGCCGUGGCCUUGCCUCCCCGCGCCUCAAGGACCCGGCGGCGGCUUUUGGUGCGUCGGCGAGGCGGGAAGCCGAGGUAACUUUCCUGGCUUGGCCCGGCGGGCUCGGGCUCUAUUUAUAGCGCCUGGAAGUGACGGCAGAGCUGCCCGACCGGCUGCAGCCGCCGUGUUACCGGGCGGAUUGUGAGGCUUUGCAUUGCUGCGGGGGUAGCAGACCAGAGGGCGCCGCGGCUCCAGAGGGCGGCUCGCCCCUUCCCAGCCCGGCGGAUUCCCGAUAGUUCGCCCCUAGCUGUCCCAGCGCAGCGCCCGACCCGCCUCCCCGGCUGGAGCGGGCUAACUCGGCCAACCCCCGCGGGCAGGCGCCUGCCAGGCGCGGGGCUUUGUUUGUAAACAGUGGGGACGCUGCGAGCCCUUUCCAUGGUCCUACGGUGCGAUCCGAGGCAGGCCGCGGCGCACAGAGGCUGCAGGGAUCGCCGCUGGGGCCGGAGGUCGCUUGGCCGGACUGCAGAGCCCUGACGGAUCAGGGUCCCCCUCACCUUGCAUGCAAAGCCCUGUGAAAUCUCCCCCUCCCCCGGCUGCUGCUGCACAACCGUGCCCAGGGCUGAGGCGCGGGCAGGCUGAAGGGACUGGUCUCUGUUCCCUUCUUCGCUGCUGCGGCUUUUAUGAAAAGUUACAUUGUCCUGUAAGCCUCGUAGAUACUGUUGCAAACGAAAAGCAGCACCAUUUACACAGGUAACUUUGCGCGCUGAUACUGAGGCUGAAAACUCAUUUGCAAAACGAGCUUGAAAUGGGAACAGAAGAAAAAUCGCUUACUAUUUAAAACUUUCCAGGGGGGAAACCAAGAUCGAUCUGUGGAGGUAACUUUCAGCUUAAUUGUGUUUGUUUUAAUUUAUCUAUACACUGGCUACUAAAAAUCAGGAAUGAGAUUUAAUAAUUGUCGAUAUGUGUUUUGCUUGAGCUGAAAACAUGGAACCGUAUCUGAUUAAAUUGACUUUCGUGCGUUUCUUUUUUAAAAAGUGUACUCGAAUGGCAGUUUGUGCAUUUAAAACAAAAAACCCUGUCGGGCUUGUUGGUGCCAGACAAAACGUUCAUUUCCCCCCUUCCCGCAUUUUUGUAUUGAAUGGAUUAGGAGAGAGGCCCCUUAAAUAGUCAGGAGCCUUGAGUUAACUAUUUUCUACUUUAUUUUAUUUUUGUCAUUACAAUUCCUGGUGUGAGGCUUGAGUUGAGCUUACUAAGAGUGGUGCGAAAACAGCCUAGACAGUCAUUCAACUGAAUUAACUACUAAGUUGUCAAGAAACCGAUAUAUUUUGGUUGAAUUAAUAUAUCUAACUUAAGGACUGGGAAUUUUAGUCUGUAGUUGCCUUGUUGCUGAGUUAGGUGCCAAACUUAAAUUCAUUUCAAAUCAGGAAUAGGUUUGAGAAGUCUCUUGUUUUAAAGCAUGAAAGGGGAGUCAAAGGUUUACACACAACUCUAUAAGAUAACCUCUCCAAAAAAUAAGCUGUUAGGAAUAACAAUGAGAAAUGUUACGAAGAUGGCAUGUUUAUUAAAUGUUAAAAGCUUUGAGCUACAAGUCAGCUGCUAUCCUUCUUAAACAAGAUAGACUAAAAUGUUCAGUUACAUAGAUCUGAAAUUCCAGUACUAAUGUCGGUUACCUGGUGGAUAAUCGUACUGUCCUUAGACUACAUCUGCUUUAACAUGCUUCCUCUCAUUGUUUGUUUACACAUCCGGGAGCAUGGUUGGGGACUGCCCACUUCAUUAGGAUUGGCUGAUACUUGGCUACCAUAUUUGGACAUCCCAUUCAGUGAUGUCAUGCUGCUAGAUGGCAGCAGAACUGAAAUUACAUGAUGAAAUCUAUGAAUUGUUGUGACUGUUUCUCUUGUGGCAUCUGUGUGGAAAGUGCCACACACACUCCAGAACAACAACGGCUUUUGCUUGCAUUUUCCAGUGUUUUUUUUGUCAGCGAGUUCAGCAAAGUUGUAAUUCUUCAAGUGCCAGCCCUGAGCUGAGUGAGGAGCCACCAGCAGAGAUGGUAAAAAUGACAAAAUCAAAAACGUUCCAGGCUUACCUGCCGAACUGUCACCGAACCUACAGCUGUAUCCACUGCAGAGCCCACCUAGCCAAUCAUGAUGAAUUGAUUUCCAAGGCAAGUGAUUUGUUUAGAGACUUCAUGUGGGGUUUUUUAACCAAAAUUGUUGUCAGUACUUCCAAUACAUAAGUGGUAUAAAUCUGAUGCAUACUUCAAAGUAUCUUCCCAAGAGCUCCAUUCUUGGGUCAUAGGUGCAUUAUACUGAGGAAUGGAUGUUUUCUGGAAACUUCGUGUAAAGCCCCAUCUUCGUAACCCCCCACGAAUAACAGUUAACCUGAUGCUACAACAGAGGUUAUGUGACUUAGGAGUGCAUCUCAUACCUAAUUCUGCAUUCAAAGAGCUUCAGCUGAAGUCUUUUCAGGGAAGCCAGGGAAGAGCCUACCUCUUUAAUUCUGUGGUAAAUGUGGGCUGUGGUCCAGCAGAGGAGAGAGUUCUUUUGACAGGUUUACAUGCUGUAGCAGAUAUCUAUUGUGAAAACUGUAAAACCACUCUUGGAUGGAAAUAUGAACAUGCUUUUGAGAGCAGUCAGAAAUACAAAGAAGGAAAAUUUAUCAUUGAACUUGCCCAUAUGAUCAAAGACAAUGGCUGGGAGUAAAUUAAAAGCAUUUUUUCACUCUGUUUGGACAAUAUUCUGUGGAACAUGCUUUAUACAGACUAAUGCAAAUGAAAGGAGGAUUUUGGCUGAGGUGGCUCUGAGAAUAUCACUGAACUUUGCAACCUCACAAAUGAAUAGUGUAGUUUAUGUGGCUCUUUCAGGCCAUGUUUGCCUUUUUCUCCUUGUGUAAGUUCCCUCUUUUUGUAUAUGUAUUCUUGUGUGAACAGUUGUUUUGGAACAUUUUGGAUGACCUUUUUCUAAACUCUCAAAUUCUAGAGAAACAGUUCGCUAACUGCAAAUGAAUUUUACUGGUUAACAUCUUUAUUUGACCUAUGCCUUUAAUGCUACCUUUGCUGUGCAUGCUUCUUGCCUAAACACCUACACCAAAUCUAGCAGAAGACUGAUAUGAGUAGUCCUGAAGAAUGUAUGGGCUGGGGGUGUCUUUUUAUAUGUAGCAAUUUCUGAUAUCUCUGGCAGUAAAAGGGAUGCAGUAUUAGAGUAUUCAUUAAUUGCUUUUUAAAAUUUGGGAGUACCAUAAUCUGUGUACAUCUUGCAGGCAAGUAAAUUAAAGAUACAGUGCUCAUUUAGAAAUCUUUCAGUUGCACUGACUCAAUUUAGUAGAUCUUAAGUUUUGCAAAAAUGAAUACAUUAAUAGUUCAAUAUUUUUAGUGCAACUCAUUUACAAGGAUACUAAGGCAGUGAUACUGUAGAAUAUAUUUAAUCAACAUAAUUGCAUUCCUUACCCAGCAAACUUGUCUUGAAGGGAGAAGUUGAUAAUAUUACAGCCUGCAAGAUCAAAGGGCACAAAAAUAUAUGCAUCUUGUAUUUAUAAAAAAUUAGUCAGUGUAAACAAGUUUUUGGUACUGCACCUUUUAACAGUAACAGGGACUUGUGCAUCAGUGAAGUUUUAUGGCUGGUUCCAUGUAGCUGUGUAGUCUAAUGCACUGGACAAAGAGGUUGUUAUAAAGAAAAUUCAUUGAAAUAUUCUGCUUUUGCUACACUUUAACAAAAAUAUAGUUAUUUUUUGUGUGACAAGAGGCCAGAGCUAUGAGAUGGAAGUUAGUAACAGUACCUGCAGAAGAGUGGGGGUUGGUAGAUGGGCAGGAAAGUGUGAAGUUGACUUCAUUUCUUCAUAAAAUAGAAUAGCAAGAUAAUUUUUACUAUAAAAAAAAUAAAAAGGGGUUUGUUGGUUUGCUGGAUAAAUCAUCCCCAGAGACAUUUUCAUAAUAAAAUUUAUAUAAAGCUCGCAUCCUUUCUGUUUUUUGUUUUUUUCCAGCUGCUUCUUAACUGGAGUGACUUAGUAAGAAAGCCUUCUGUAGAUGUGUAUCCACAAAAUUUACUAUUGGGUUUUGUGCAUGCACUUUCAGAGAAAUUUAAAAAAAAUUAAUCUUGUGUCUUGUAUUCAUUGCUAACUUUAUCAAAUGAGAAGUAUUUGUGGAGGACCUUUUGUACUUAGCUCCCUUAAUGCUUGAGGACAAAAUGGUUGGCAGCGUCUUUUACAUUAACACUACAUAAGUACUAUGAUGGAAUGAACAAUAUGAAAGCCUUACAAUAGAAUAGAGGUUAGUUUUCUUUUAAUAACUAUUUUAACAUGGCAUUUGUGAAGUUUGCAAUGUGUGCCAUUGCUGCUGCUGUUACAUUUUGGGUAAAUCUCUGACAGGCUUUCAAAACUCUACUGCACUUUAUUACCAGACAUCAUUCAUUUACAAGCAUGCCAAUGACUAGGAGCGAUGCAGAAGCUGUCCAUCAGGAGCUGUGAUAAUGAACCUACAGAAGUUAAAUUUUAAAAGGUAGAAACAGGAAAAACCCUUGGGCUUAAGUCCAAAGAACUGGUCUAGUACAAUUGGGUCCAAUAUGGAUUUUGUGGGGUGGCUUAUAUUGCUCCUCCAAAAUCAAGAAUUAGAUUGGACCCAGGAGUCCCCUUUAUCUGAAUGUCAUUGGCACAAGAUGGUCAUCUGUUGCUGCCAUCUGUUCAAUCUGAAAGAACCUGGAAUUCUGUUUUGUUUGGGCUAUUUUUCAAUUUUCCUCUAGUAUAAUGUCCGUUGCCAACAAUGAAAGCACCGAAACAGCCAUCAACAAGGGGUUUGUGUUAGCUUCAAAGCCUAAAUGUAACACCCAUGGAGAUGUCUAUAGAAAAUAUAUAUUUUCUUUGUCUGGCUACAGACUCAAGAAGAAUUACACUGAGUUGAAGGAAAAAACACCAUGACCCUUCACUAUAAAAAUGAGAGUACAAAUUUAAGGUUAAUGUUUUCUUUUUACAAGAGAGAAAAAUCUGUAGUAAUAUUUUAAAUAGUGGAUUUGGAUGUUUCAUAUCAAUGAGCUUUUUUUUAAAAAAAAAAAAAAAACUAGAAAAGAUAUUCUUAUUUAGAUGCUCAACCUCUUUUUUCAGUGCAUUAUUUAUUUGUAUUUCAUACUGGACAUUUUCACCAAAACCUUAAUUACCCUUGAUGCCAAAGGUUGGGAUUUCAUUAAGUGCUUAGCACCUAAAACUUCAGCUACUGGCAUAAGGAGUUGAUGUGAGUUAUGUAUAAUGUUAUGGCUUUUAAGAGAACCAAAUAAAGCAAUAUUCUUAUUAGUCUUUUGAGGGGGGGUAAAAGGGAGUAGAGAAGGAGCUAUAACUAAUACAAAAUUCCUACUGCACACUACUAUGUAAUAAUUCUUUAUGCUUGCUAUGAUAUCUGGGAGUAUGUGAACCUUUUUUUCUUAUUGCUUGACUUGAGCAGUGAUUCUUUGAAACAAUUCUCCCAUUGUAAAGAUGUGGAGAAUUACGCCUAAUGGUUUUGGUGAAAGUUGGUUCCAGAUAUUAAUGGCUGCUGGUUGAUGUGAAGAGGUCAGUCUGGUCACUGAACCUUCCAGCAGUACAUUAAAAAGAAAAACUUACUUGAAGAGAAUUCUAGAAAACAUUUUCCCUCUAACCUUUUUUUUUUUUUAAUAUAUUAAGAUUAUAUUUAAAGGUUUUGUGUGUUCAUUCUGGGCAAGUUUACUUCCUCUCCCACUUGAGCACUUUUGUUACUUGUACUGGUUAUUUUUAUUGUUGGUCUUAACAUUUAUUUUGUAUUUUUUUUUUUAUAAAGUGUAACAAAAAGCUUUUGUGAACUCUUGUUUCAUGCUAGCUCUUUCUUGGACCAAAUGAACCAACUACGAGCUGGCUUCUUGGAAAGAAUGUUCAUUGGGAUACAUAAGAAUAUGCUAGCAAAAAAUAUACAUGUAUUGAAAGGAUUUUCUUUUGAACCCAUAAAAGCAAUGGCUGUCCAAAAAUAAUUAAGCAUCAUAAUUUGACAUGAUUUUGGAAUCUGGUGACACAUUUUUCAUUGUCUAGGCCCUAAAUAGUGGCUGUAACACUGGUGUUACAAUAUUGAGAGUCUGCUUCAAAUGCCAGUAUUCUUUCCUUGGUUUAUAACUAUGGACACCUUUUUAACCAAUGAAAGGCAAUACUGUCAUUUACAAAAUCUUAAGUUGUAAAAGUUCCUGUAAACUGUCUGACAGAAGUAGGGAGGGCUUGCUGACACAUAAGCCUUACCACUUUUGCUGUUUUGGAUUUUAUUUCUUUCUUUCACUGUGUUGCCAUUUUAAUAUACAGUAUUUCAUUACCCUCCUAACAAUCCAUAACCUCUUCUGACUAGUUUCUGCCUGUUGUUCAAUGCGGCUGGAAUAUGUGAACUUUUUCAUUAUCUAUAAACUAUAUAGUGAUGUAGGUUGAAUUGUAACAGUACUAAUGUAACAGGGUACUAAUAAAGUCCUGAUGCCCUAUUGCAAACUAAAUAUUUGGCAAGUUUAAAAAUAAUCAGCAGCCUCUCUGUAACUGGCUUAAUUUUCAUGCAUCUAAUCUUAUAGCAGCUUGUGGAAGACAUGAAUUGAAAUUAAUUUUAUUUCAAGUGAACGAUAUCUCAAAGUAACAAACAGAAGCAAUUAAUCCUUUGAUUAUGGAAUAGUAAUAUAUCCAUAUUGCUCCCUAAUGUAAACUACGUUUGUGCUAACGUAGGGUGCUUGGUACCAUUUCCAAUGGACUUGAACAUUUUCCUUUAUAUAUUGCUCUCUCAGAUUUUUUUUUCUUCCAGAUAAGAGGAUCAUACAGUCAGAUUGCAAGACCUGUAUCUAGAUUGAGGUAACAGAGUGCCACAAAGAGAGACAAAUUUUAGCAUCCCAGUUGUAUGAUAAUGGGACAAGAGUGGAAGGAAGCCGUCAAAUUGUUAAACUUGUAGGAUAUUGUAUUGUACUUCAUUUAGCACUAGUGUAAGCCAAUCAGCAGUAUCUAUUGUAAAGGAACAGGAAUUUCAGAGGUAAUUUCGAAAAGGACUGUUAUAAAUCAUUUAAGGCCUAAAGUAUGAGUCAUAAAUGGCAACUGAGUUGUGCCUCAUAUUGUUUCUUAAACACUUUAAAAUGCUUUCUUUUACAGAUGACAGGCUGCUUUGCUGUUUUGUCCUAGCAAUACUGUAUAUCAUUUGUUGUUUCACUAUAUUGUAUCUGAGGUAUCACAAUAAAAGUUUUAAUGGUUUUGUUGA
Messenger RNA from Chelonia mydas (Green sea turtle), 7951 nucleotides. RefSeq names its product yippee like 1 (gene YPEL1). NCBI's taxonomy places the organism in Eukaryota, Metazoa, Chordata, Testudines, Cheloniidae. Bases 3063 to 3449 code for a protein of 128 amino acids. The transcript has 6 exons. The record is from RefSeq and is a predicted model, not a curated record.